CACUACUCUCUCUCCUCAUUGUUUCUCUCCACUCCUCCCUUUCUAAAUUUACCUCCAUUGACGCCUUUCUCGAGUUAAUUCCCUUAAAUUUCUUCUUAUUUUUUAGCUCAUUAAUUUAUCACUUCACGUUAAUUCAACGAUAUUUGUGAAUUUGAUGGGAUUCGAUUCGAUUCGUUGCCCCUCUGCAUACAAUAAUAAUUCGCCUGAUCCGAUCUUCCUGUUUUCCAUUUUUGAUUUACCGCCGCGCUGCAAGGUCGUGUAAUUUAAUUCCUAAUCCCGCAUUGAUGCAAUGAAAAUGGUUGUAAAUGUUGCAUGUGUGUUGCGCUACGUUCGUAUGCGGCAUUCGCCAAUGGCAUAAAUGUUUGCAACUGUAGACGGUGAUCCGCGGUUGCGUGAAUCGGCGUAGACACAUUCGCGAGUAAUUCGUGUGAAAAUUUGAAUUUGGAGGGGAGCUGCGAAGGGGGUAAUCUGCAAGCAUUUUUCGCCGACUUUUCGGCUCAGGUAGUGGAGAAUUUGUUAUAAAGGGCGGAUCGAUUUCCAAAUGUCGAGGAUAUAUAAUCCUGGAAAGCAGAAACCUGCAUCUCUAUGGCAAAAAAAUAAGGAAUUAUUAAAGUCAACUGGAGAUGCUGGAACGGAUGAUUCAGAGAAGAUGGCAGCGAGGGUUGCUCAAUUGGUCGAACAGCUACAUUCCAAUGCAUCCUCAUAUGAGAGAGAACUCACUACAGCUCGUUUGCUAGGUAUAGCCAAAGCGAGAAAGGAAGGACGAACUCUCAUUGGAUCUCAUGCCCAGACAAUGCCACUGUUGGUAUCUAUUCUUCGAAAUGGUUCUAUACAGGCAAAAGUAAAUGUUGCUGCAACAAUGAGUGCCCUGUGUAAAGAAGAGGAUUUAAGAUUAAAGGUGCUUCUGGGUGGAUGUAUUCCCCAUUUACUCUCAUUAUUGAAGUCUGAUGCAACAGAAGCUAGAAAAGCCGCUGCAGAGGCAUUAUGUGAAGUAUCUUCAGGUGGACUUUCAGAUGAUCAUGUGGGCAUGAAAAUAUUUGUUACGGAGGGUGUGGUGUCGUCCUUAUGGGAGGCAUUGAAUGCAAAGUAUAACCAGGAAAAGGUGGUGGAAGGAUAUAUUACAGGGGCACUGAGAAAUCUUUGUGGGGAUAAAAAUGGGUUCUUGAUGAAAAGUCUUGAUGCUGGGGGAGUGGAUUUGAUUGUCAACCUUCUACAUUCCGAUAAUCCUACUUCUCAGUCCAAUGCUGCCUCUCUCCUAGCACGCUUGGUAUCGGCUUUCCCAGAUAGCAUACCAAAAAUAGUUGAUUCUGGGGUAAUCCAAGUUUUGCUCUGCCUGCUAAGUGAACAGAAAGAUGUUUCAGUAAGAGCCAGUGCUGCUGAAGCAUUAGAGUCCCUUUCUUUAAAAUCAGAGAAUGCUAAGCAAGCUAUUAUUGAUUCACAAGGUAUGCAAAUACUAAUUGGAGGUGUAGUUGCUCCUUCCAAAGAAGGUGUGCAAGGAGAGUGGGGGCAGGCUCUUCAGAAGCACUCAGCAUUUGCUUUAGCAAACAUCUCUGGGGGUAUGUUGGCAUUAAUAAUUCACCUAGCAGAACUUUCUCAUUCACCAAGGUUAGCAGCUCCAGUUCCUGAUAUUCUAGGUUCACUUGCUUAUGUGUUAAUGGUUUUCAAGACGAGUCAUGAUGAACAACCAUUUAAGUUAACCAAGGUCGAAGGUAUUUUAGUUGCGCUUUUGAAGCCUAGAGACAAUAAACUGGUACAGGACCGAAUUCUUGAGGCAAUGGCCAGUCUAUAUGGAAAUCCUCAUCUUUCAGUUGCAAUCAAUCAGUCAGAAGCUAAAAGGGUGCUUGUUGGGAUCAUAACUAUGGCUACUGGUGAUGCUCAAGAAUAUUUAAUUUUGUCGCUAGUACAAUUAUCUACUGAAGAGGUAACUGUGUGGGAGGCCUUGGGAAGGAGAGAAGGAAUUCAGAUACUGAUUUCAGCCCUGGGUUUGUCCGGUGAACAGCACCAAGAGUACGCGGUUGAAAUGCUUGCAAUCCUGACUGAACAAGUGGAUGACAGCAAGUGGGCUAUCACCGCAGCUGGUGGAAUUCCACCACUUGUGCAGUUAGUAGAAUCUGGGUCCCAGAAGGCAAGGGAAGUUGCAACUAAUAUUUUGGCGAACUUGGGCUCUCACAGCGAAGAUGUUCGAGCUUGUGUAGUAAGUUCUGGAGCUAUCCCUGCAUUUGUGUGGCUUUUAAAGCAUGGUGGAGCAAAGGCGCAAGAAGCUGCGGCUGAUGCCCUUAUAAAGCUUGUUCAAGAUGCUGAUUCAGCCACAAUCAACCAAUUGUCAGUUCUGCUCUAUGGGGACCCUCCAAGCUCUAAGGUCCACGUCAUCAAAGUUUUAGGACAUAUACUUGGUGUAGCAUCAUGUGAUGAUCUUGUGGAUCAGGGUGGUGCUGCUAACACAGGUUUGAGAUCACUCGUUCAGAUUCUAAACUCAUCAAAUGAGAAGACACAGGAGUACACAGCAUCUGUUUUGGCAGAUUUAUUCAACCAUAGGCAAGACAUAUGUGAUAGCCUUGCAACAGAUGAGGUUAUUAAUCCAUGCAUGCAGCUUUUAACUAGCAAAACUCAAGGCAUUGCAACUCAGUCAGCUCGAGCAUUGGGUGCUUUAUCUCGACCUACCAAGUCUACAAAUAAGAUGUCUUAUAUGGCAGAUGGUGAUGUUAAGCGCUUAAUCGAGUUAGCCAAAACAUCAUCAGUUGAUUCUGCAGAAACUGCAAUGGCCCCUUUAGCUAAUCUAUUGUCAGAUCCUAAGGUAGCUGCAGGAGCAUUGGCUGAGGAUGUUGUUUCAGCUAUAACAAGAGUCUUAGAAGAAGGAUCAUUAGAGGGUAAGAAGAAUGCUUCAAGAGCUCUUUCCCAAUUAUUGAGGCAUUUUCCAGUUGGGGAUGUACUUACUGGGGGUGGCCAAUGCCGGUUUGCUGUUCUUGCUCUUGUUGAAUCUUUAAAUGCAAUGGAUACGGGUAGCAGUGAUGCUGCUGAUGUGUUAGAGGCUGUUUCACUGUUGUCUCGGAUGAAGCAGGUCCGCAACUCAAGUUACUCACCGUGGUAUGCCCUUUCUGAAGUUCCAUCAGGCUUAGAGCCUCUGGUCCGUUGCUUGUGUGAGGGACAGGUCACAAUGCAAGAUAAAGCAAUAGAAGUUUUGUCUAGACUUUCUGGGGAACAACCAAUUAGGCUAGGUGAUUUAUUGCUCUCAUAUUCUAGAUCAAUUGGUGCAUUGGCCAAUAGAGUAGUCAAAUCGAGAAGUCUAGAAGUGACAGUUGGAGGAACAGCACUGCUAAUAUGUGCCACCAAGUUACAUAGAGCUCGAUCAAUGGAUAUACUCGAUAGAUCUGGAUGUAUGAAAUCUCUAAUUUAUGCAUUAUUAGAUAUGGUCAAGGAAAAUUCUUCUCCCUAUUCUCCUGAGCUCGAAAUUAAAACUUCGAGAACCUAUAGGGAUAGAUCAGCUUUUCGGAAUGGAGAUGAAUAUUAUGUGCCUGAUCCUGGAACUGUAUUGGGAGGUACUGUCGCCUUGUGGUUGCUCUGCUUAAUUUCUUCAUCUCAUCCAGAGAACAAAAGUACUCUGAUGGAAGCUGGGGGACUGGAAAUCCUACUUGACAAGCUUGCAAGACACACUAACAAUGAACUGGCUGAGUUUGAGGACUCAGAGGGAACAUGGAUAGGCACUGCUCUUGCAGCUGUACUAUUCCAGGAUUAUAAAAUCGUCUCAUCUCCAAUGACGAUGCAUUUUGUGCCCUCACUUGCUGCCCUUUUGAAGUCAGACGAAGUGACUGAAAGGUUCUUUGCUGCUCAGGCAUUUGCUAGUAUUGUUUUCCACCGGGACAAAGGAAUAAACCUUGCAAUAGCCAACUCAGGUGCAGUAGCUGGGUUAGUACCCCUAGUUGGGCACUUGGAAUCAGAUAUGCCGAAUCUGAUAGCAUUAUCUGAAGAGUUUUCUUUGGCAAAGAAUCCUGACCUCGUUGUUCUGGAUAAUCUAUUCCAGAUUGAUGAAGUAAGAUCAGGUUCAGUUGCUCGGAAGACCAUUCCAUUGCUUGUUGAUUUGCUGAAACCCAUGCCAGAUAGAUCUGGGGCCCCUCCAUCUGCUGUUCGCCUUUUAAUUCAGAUUGCAGAUGGAAAUGAUACCAAUAAACAACUCAUGGCCGAAGCUGGGGUCCUGGAUGCUUUGACUAAAUACCUAUCUUUGAGCCCUCAAGACUUAGUAGAGGCGACUAUAUCUGAGUUAUUAAGGAUAUUGUUUACUAAUCACGAUCUUAUUCGAUAUGGGGCAGCAAUUAGUUGCAUGAAUCAACUUAUUUCUGUUCUCCAUUUGGGAUCAAGAAACGCUAGAUUAAGUGCUGCUAGAGCCUUAAUAGAACUCUUUUAUGCUGACAAUAUAAGAGAUAAUGAAUUAUCAACACAAGCAAUUCAGCCUUUGGCUGCCAUGCUUGAUGCUCAUUCAGAAAGUGAACAAGAGGCUGCUUUAUGUGCUUUAGUUAAGUUGACUUCAGAUAGCAACACAAAGACAUCUAUGCUGGCUGAAGUGGAAGGAAAUCCUGUUCAUAGCCUUAGCAGUAUCCUCUUCUCUGGUUCUACUUUGAAAUUGAAAUGUGAUGCUGCAGAACUAUGCCGUGUGCUUUUUGGUAAUUCUAAAUUCAGAGAAAUCCGAAUUGCCUCAGAAUGCUCAGAACCCUUGAUAUUGCUGAUGCAGUCUGAAAGUGAAAAGGCAGUAGAGGCUGCUGUUUGUGCUUUUGAGAGACUGUUGGAUGAUGAACGACUACUGGAAAUCAAAUCAAGACAUGAUUUUAUAAGUAUGCUUGUUGCUCUAGUAUCUGGCUCAAAUUAUCGUCUUAUUGAAGCAAGCAUCAGUUCGCUUAUUAAAUUGGGUAAAGACAGAACUCCACGAAAGUUGGAUAUGGUCAAUGCUGGAGUUAUAGAUAAAUGCCUUGAGUUACUCCCAACUGCUUCAAGUUCAUUGUGUGCGCUGAUUGCAGAAAUAUUCCGCAUCUUGACAAACAGUAGCGUCAUUUCAAAAAGCUCAGCAGCCUUAAAAAUUGUGGAACCUCUGUUUACGGUGCUCCUUAGGAAAGAUUUUGGACUGUGGGGGCAUCAUAGUGCACUGCAAGCGCUUGUUAACAUUUUGGAGAAACCACAUAGUCUUUCGGCUUUGAAACUUAGUCCUAGUCAAGUCAUUGAACCUCUAACCUCAUUUCUUGAAUCCCCAUCUCAAGCUAUCCAGCAGCUUGGUGCAGAGUUGCUGUCUCAUCUUCUUGCACAAGAACAUUUUAAGAAAGAUAUAACCACAAGAAACGCAAUUGCUCCUCUUGUCCAUCUUGCUGGACUUGGCAUAUUCAACAUACAAAAAACUGCAAUAAAGGCACUGGAAAGUAUCUCUUUCAGUUGGCCUAAGGCAGUUUACGAUGCAGGUGGUAUAGUUGAAAUUUCCAAAGUCCUUGUUCAAAACAACCCUUUGCCCCCUGUGGAUUUAUGGGAAUCUGCUGCCGUAGUACUCUCGAAUAUUCUUCGGUCUGAUUCUGGAUACUAUCUCCGUGUUCCAGCUGAUGCACUUGUGAAGAUGUUGUACUCGACUGCAGAGAACACAAUUAAGGCUGCACUAAACGCUCUCAUUGUUCAAGAGAAGACAGAUGCCUCGAGUGCUGAACUGAUGGCUGAAGCCGGUGCUAUAGAUGCAUUGUUGGACUUACUAAGGUCACACCGGUGUGAAGAAUUAGCAGCAAGGCUACUAGAAGCGUUAUUCAAUAAUACACGAAUACGGGAAUCAAAGGCUUCUAAAUAUUCAAUCGCACCCCUAUCUCAGUAUUUGCUGGACCCUCAAACAAAAUCACAAACUGGUAAACUUCUCGCAGCUCUUGCACUUGGCGAUCUCUCCCAACAUGAAGGGCUUGCUAGAGCUAGUGUUUCUGUUUCGGCAUGUCGGGCACUAGUAAGCCUGCUUGAAGAUCAGCCAACUGAGGAAAUGAAAAUGGUGGCGGUUUGUGCAUUACAAAACUUUGUUGUGCGGAGCAGAUCCAAUAGAAAAGCCGUUGCUGAAGCUGGUGGUGUUUUGGUGAUUCAAGAACUGGUGAUGUCCCCAGACCCAGAACUUGCCGGACAAGCAUCAAUGCUCAUCAAAUUUCUCUUUUCAAACCACACCCUUCAAGAAUAUGUGUCAACCGAACUUAUAAGGUCAUUGACAGCUGCUUUGGAGAGAGAACUGUGGUCUGCAGCCACUGUCAAUGAAGAGGUGUUGAGAACAAUACUCGUUAUCUUUUCAAAUUUUCAAAAGCUUCAUAUAUCUGAAGCUGCAACACUGUGUAUACCCCAUUUGGUCACAGCACUGAGAUCUGGUAGCGAGACUGCUCAGGAUAUAACGUUGACUACCUUGUGCUUGCUUAAACAUUCAUGGUCAACCAUGCCACUGGACGUGUCAAAGUCACAGGCUAUGGUCGCAGCGGAAGCCAUCCCUAUUUUACAAAAGCUUAUGAAAAGUUGUCCAGCAAGUUUUCCUGAAAGAGUAGAAAGCUUAUUGAGUAGCUUACCCGGUUGCUUAACAGUCACCAUUAUCCGAGCUAACAAUUUGAGACAGGUUUUAGGAGGUACCAAUGCUUUUUGCAGAUUGACUAUAGGCCAUGGCCCUCCUAGGCGUACCAAGGUUGUGAACCAUAGCACCUCACCGGAAUGGAACGAAGCAUUUACAUGGGCCUUUGAUGUGCCUCCUAAGGGGCAAAAGUUGCACAUUGUGUGCAGGAACAAAAGUACGUUUGGAAAGAGUACUCUCGGUAAGAUCACAAUUCAAAUCGACAAAAUCGUGAAUGAAGGAUUACACAGUGGCGUUUUCAACCUCAGCCACCAUGACAAAGACGGAUGUAUGAAGGAAGGGUACAGUGGCCUUUUCGGCCUGGGGGGCGGGGGCAGCAACCAUGACAAAGAUAAAGAUAGCUCCAGCCAUAAAGAGGGGAGCAGUGGCCGUUUACACCUCAGCAACAGCUUCGGCGGCCACAGUGAUAAAGAUAAAGAUAGCUCCAGCCAUAAAGAGGGGCAAGGUGGCUUUUUCGGCCUCGGCCACAGCUUCAGCGGCCAUAGCCGCAGCCACAGCCAGAGUGAUAAAGAUAAAGAUGGCUCCAGCCAUAAAGAUAAAGAUAGCUCCAGCCAUAAAGAAGGGCUCAGUGGCUUUUUCGGCCUCAGCCACAGCUUCAGCGGCUAUAGCAGCCACAGUCGCAACAACAGUGAUAAAGAUAGCUCCAUCCCUAAAGAUAAAGAUAGCUCCAGCCAAAAUGAUAAAGAUAGCUCCAGCCAUAAGGAGGGGCACGGUGGCCUUUUCGGCAUCAGUCACAGCUUCGGCGGCCAUAGCCACAGCCAACAUAAAGAUAAAGAUGAAUCUUCCCAGAAGGAAGGGCAUAGUGGCCUUUUUGGCCUCGGCCAAAGCCACAGCCACCACUAUGAUCGCCAUAAAGAUAAAGAUAAAGAUAAAGAUAGCUCUACCCACAAGGAAAGUUCUGAGCGAACACUUGAAUUCGAGAUAACCUGGUCCCACAGGGUCGAGUAAAAAGUGUGUAUGAGAGAACGAAGCACGACAUAUCCCACCAUUUGAGGUAAUUGUGAUCAAUAUUUUGAAAAGGCCCCCAUAAUCCACUUGAAAAAUGGUGAAAUACAUAAGGCUGGAUUAUCUGUUACACCAAUGUGAAUAUCUACCUAAAAUGUUCUAGUUUUGAAGAGACUGUAUGAAAUAUGUCAGUUUUAGUGGGAAGUGGGAUGAAAGCCAUCCCAUAACCAAGAGUUUGGUUAAGUUGUUGAAUAAUGCAACUUUUUGUAUAGAAAUAUUUAGUGGUUUAGCAGCUGUAAUUGGAAAUGUGCUCCUCUAUUAUGUGGUGAAAAUGAGGUUGCACUUAGUAUUAUGUAUCAGUAACUUAAAUGUAUAUUUAAAUAGCCAUCUGAAAUGCAUUGUUUUGUAAUUUCGUGUUA
Molecule: messenger RNA, 7974 nt
Organism: Salvia splendens (bonfire salvia)
Lineage: Eukaryota; Viridiplantae; Streptophyta; Magnoliopsida; Lamiales; Lamiaceae
Product: CELLULOSE SYNTHASE INTERACTIVE 3
Exons: 7
Coding region: 542-7558 (2338 amino acids)
Biological process (GO): regulation of cellulose biosynthetic process; anisotropic cell growth
Cellular component (GO): cellulose synthase complex
Molecular function (GO): microtubule binding
Source: RefSeq, a predicted model, not a curated record